GUAAUGUUUGAAAAAUUAAGAAUAAUAUUCUACGUUCUAUUAGCUCUUUUCAUCCCAUAUUUAUUACAAGAAUAUAUUUCAGCAAUUCUAAUAAAUAAAAUAAGAACCUGUAAUUGUAAAAAUUGCAAUUAUUAAUAUUGAAAAACUAAAUUAAAUUAUUACAGAUGUAAAUAUUAAAAACAAAAUGUCAAUUUAUUAUUUAUUUUUGUUGAUUUUCUUUAUUAAUGUUGGGUGUGUUAUAUCUGAGCUGAGUUUGCGAUUUGUAUUCAUAAUAGAGGCACAGGAGCAGGAUUUGACACGAGACAUCGGGAGAGCUCUGAAAUUGUCUGAAACUGUACGGCCUGAUGUUAAACUCGAUGAUGCUAUCGUCCUGCUUGAUAGAGAAAAUGAUGAAGAGAGUAAUAGGAUUUUAUGCGCCGCCAUAUCGAAAGGGGUAUCAAUGAUAAUAGAUUUGAGUUGGUCUCCAUGGCAAGUAGCCGAAGAUUUGGCUUCGGAAGCUGGUAUACCAUUGGUGAGGACUUUGCUAGGCUCGCAGCAGCUGGUGAAGGCUCUGGACAGCUACCUGGAGUCCAGGAAUGCUACUGAUGCUGCUCUGAUAUUGGAGAGUGAGAGUGACGUAGACCGCACCCUAUACGAGUUGCUAGGAGCAUCAAACAUCAGGGUGUGGGUCCACGCCGGCCUGACCAGAGACUCCGCCAAAGCAUUGAAGACCAUGCGGCCGGAGCCCAGCUUCUACGUCAUUGUGGGGGAAAACGGAUUUGUUAUGGAUACUUAUAGACGGGCCGUCAAAGAGAAGCUAGUUCGUCGCAAUUACCGCUGGAACCUGGUGCUCACUGACUACUCCUCAGUGGAGGUUGGUCAGCUAGUACUGCCGACUGUGAUACUCCAGUCGGAUCCAGGAGAAUGCUGCAAGCUGCUGAGGAAAGAUGAGUGCAACUGUCCUUCUGAUUUUCAGAGAAAACAGCACAUCAUAAACUCCUUAAUCCUCUACCUAUCAGAGGUUUACUCCAAAUUGGAAGGAGACCUCACUCUCACGACUUCGUCCAUACAAUGCGAGGAUCCACAGCCUUCCAUGAAUACCACCAGGGAUCGCUUGUUCAAGCAGUUUGCUGAAGACUCCGAGAUUAGUAACGAGACAGUCUUCUUUUGGGAUGGUGAUCGAUCUGGUCUUUUCCUCCGCUCUCGCUUCAUGCUCUCCACGUACAAGCCAGAAGACGGUCAGCAGGCCAUAGCUACCUGGUCUGCUGGCGAAGACUACAAGCUACUGCCGGGCAUCGAACUGGAACCUUUGAGGAUGUUCUUUAGAAUUGGAACUGCGCCUGCUGUACCUUGGACCCUGAUGAAGCUAGACCCUACGACUGGAGAACAGAUGUACAAUGAGGAUGGCCAGCCGCUGUACGAAGGAUACUGCAUCGAUCUCAUCGCUAGAUUAUCUGAGACCAUGUCUUUCGAUUAUGAGAUAGUUUCCCCAAAAACUGGAGAUUUUGGGAAGAAGCUCCCGAAUGGCACGUGGGAUGGAGUCGUUGGGGAUCUUAUGAGAGGAGAAACAGACAUAGCCAUUUCAGCUCUUACAAUGACAGCAGAACGAGAGGAGGUGAUAGAUUUUGUGGCUCCGUACUUCGAACAAACUGGAAUUCUUAUAGUAAUUCGCAAACCCAUAAGAAAAACAUCGCUCUUCAAGUUCAUGACAGUGCUACGUACAGAAGUAUGGCUAAGCAUCGUGGCUGCGCUCGUUCUGACCGGGUUCAUGAUCUGGCUGCUGGACAAAUAUUCUCCAUACUCCGCCAGGAAUAAUCCUGAUGCGUACCCGUAUCCGUGCAGAGAAUUCACUCUAAAAGAAAGCUUCUGGUUUGCCCUAACCUCCUUCACUCCACAAGGCGGUGGAGAGGCACCGAAGGCUUUAUCUGGGAGGACGCUUGUAGCUGCAUACUGGCUCUUUGUGGUGCUCAUGUUGGCUACGUUCACUGCUAACCUGGCUGCCUUCCUGACUGUGGAGAGGAUGCAGACUCCAGUCUCCUCGCUAGAGCAGUUAGCUCGACAGUCUCGCAUCAACUACACGGUGGUGGAAGGCUCAUCAGUACAUCAAUACUUCGUCAAUAUGAAGUUUGCUGAAGAUACACUGUACAGGGUUUGGAAAGAGAUAACUCUGAAUGCGACAUCGGAUCAGGCGCAGUAUAGAGUGUGGGAUUACCCAAUCAGGGAGCAGUAUGGACAUAUACUACUAGCCAUCAACGCUUCUCAGCCCGUACCAGAUGCAAAGACCGGUUUCCAGCAAGUGAACGAACAUACGGACGCGGACUUCGCUUUCAUACACGAUUCGGCUGAAAUAAAGUACGAAGUAACAAGAAACUGUAAUUUGACGGAGGUGGGCGAGGUGUUCGCUGAGCAGCCGUACGCCAUAGCUGUCCAGCAAGGGUCCAGGCUGCAGGAGGACCUGUCCAGGGCACUGCUUGAGCUGCAGAAGGAGAGGUUCUUGGAACAGCUUGCUUCUAAAUAUUGGAAUGAAUCAGCUAGACAGGCUUGUCCGGAUGCUGAUGAGUCUGAAGGGAUCACACUCGAGAGUUUGGGUGGAGUUUUCAUCGCAACGCUCUUCGGUUUAGGUCUAGCAAUGCUAACAUUAGCUUGGGAAGUAUUCUACUACAAACGCAAAGAAAAAAAUAAAGUACAAACCUUUAAUGCGAAGCCAGAGAAACAAGCUUUCGACGCGAAAUCCAGUCUAGAAUCAAAAGUAGCACAAUCUGUUGCGAAAAUUCGUAAAAGGGGGAAGAUUGGGAAAAGGGCUAAUGUAGCCAAGAAUGUUACUUUUGGUGACAGUUUUAAGCCUGUUUCCGAAAAGGGUGUGUCUUAUAUUAGUGUUUUUCCUAAAGAUUAUAGGCCUUAGGGUAUAGAGAAUUAGUUACCGGGCCUCCGGGUCAAAGCAGGAGUAGGAACGGGGUGGUUUUU
Molecule: messenger RNA, 2943 nt
Organism: Spodoptera frugiperda (fall armyworm)
Lineage: Eukaryota; Metazoa; Arthropoda; Insecta; Lepidoptera; Noctuidae
Gene: Ir8a
Product: glutamate receptor ionotropic, kainate 2
Exons: 18
Coding region: 185-2881 (898 amino acids)
Biological process (GO): synaptic transmission, glutamatergic; modulation of chemical synaptic transmission; monoatomic ion transport
Cellular component (GO): plasma membrane; postsynaptic membrane
Molecular function (GO): transmitter-gated monoatomic ion channel activity involved in regulation of postsynaptic membrane potential; glutamate-gated receptor activity
Source: RefSeq, a predicted model, not a curated record